AUGACCAACCGAGAAGAAGCCGAGAUACAAAUUUCUGAAUUAGAUUUACUCGCUAGCAUGUUUCCUUAUGAGGAAGAGUUCAUUGUGACUGACCAACUGGCUGUAGCAGAACUAAAGCACUAUGCUGAAAAUGAGUCUGCAGAGAUGCCAUCUUCAAAAGUUCAGUUUAUACUGAAUGUAAAGCCAGAGGUCCCUCAUGCCUCCAUGGUGGAAUUCUCUAUGGCCUGUGCUUUACCAUUUAAAUAUCCAACUGUCCUACCAGAAAUUACCGUGAGGUCAUCAUUGUUAAGCCGCUCUCAGCAGAUUCACCUGAACUCUGAUCUAAAAACAUAUUUGAUGCAAAACUGCAGCGGUGAGCCCUGCAUGUUGAGUGCAAGGGAGUGGGUUAAAGACCAUGCAGCUGCUUACAUUGACAAAGAGCUUUCAUCUUCCUCAGUGACAGCGUCAGUUGCCACACAGGCAGAAGACAUAACUUUCACUCGAUUGUGGAUCUACAGUCAUCACAUUUACAACAAGCAAAAAAGAAAGAAUAUUAUUGACUGGGCCAAGGAGCUCUCUCUGUCAGGUUUUUGCAUGCCAGGGAAGCCAGGUGUUGUUUGUGUAGAAGGUCUCCAGAGUAGUUGUGAAGAGUUCUGGUCAAGAGUAAGAAGAUUAACAUGGAAAAGAAUUCUCAUUCGGCACAGAGAAGAUGUUUCUUUGGAAGGUGGAGGACCCACUGAGAUUCAGAAACAAAGAAAGUUCUCCACUUUGGAAGAAAAGUGUUUUGAUGCACAUGGUGCCAGAGGAAAUCAUAUGGAUUUGGGGCUGCUUUAUCGUUUUUUAGAAGAAAAAGGAUGUGCUGACAUUUUUCAGAUGUACUUUGGGGUUGAAGGGCAUUGAAGGAGUUGAAGAUCACCACAGGUCC
Mesitornis unicolor (brown roatelo) is the source of this 904-nucleotide messenger RNA. RefSeq names its product RWD domain containing 2B (gene RWDD2B). NCBI's taxonomy places the organism in Eukaryota, Metazoa, Chordata, Aves, Mesitornithiformes, Mesitornithidae. The record is from RefSeq and is a predicted model, not a curated record. The transcript has 4 exons. Bases 1 to 879 code for a protein of 292 amino acids. Gene Ontology annotation, molecular function: protein binding.